AAAAAAUUAUUUGAUUCGAUAUUUUGCUCCAUUAAUACGAUGUCGGAAGGAAAAUCAUUGUCGUCAAAUAAUAAUUCAACCAAUUUGAAUUAUGGCUCAACAUCAAAUAAAGAUACACAUAAACCACCAUCUCCUCCAAGUUCACCGCCAGUUUUACACUAUCCACCACCUCCACCGACAUUUGGCAAAUCUCUUAAACUUAUAGUUAAAAAUUCAUGGUUAAACAUACUAUUAAUAUUUGUACCGCUCGGGUAUAUAGCUGAUGCAUUGGAAAUGAGUGAUACUUGGGUUUUCUUUCUAAACUUUUUUGCUAUAAUUCCAUUGGCUAAAUUACUAGAAUUUGGAACUGAAGAUAUUAGUUUGAGAGUUGGUCAGACGAUCGGUGGUUUGUUAAAUGCUACUUUUGGAAAUGCAGUAGAAUUAAUUGUUUCCAUAAUUGCACUUAAGGAAGGACAAAUACGUGUUGUCCAAGCAUCAAUGCUUGGAGGAAUUGUUUCAAAUUUAUUACUGGUGUUAGGACUGUGCUUUGUUUGUGGAGGAUGUUAUCAUAAAGUACAAACAUUUAAUAAGACUGCUGCACAAACAACUUCAAGUUUAAUGACUGUAGCAUGUAUUGGUUUAAUUAUUCCUGCUGCUUUUAAUUUUUCCGUUGAUACUACCAAAAAUGAGCGUAAAGAUGAACUUUUAAAUUUGUCUCACGGAACGGCGAUUGUAUUACUAACAAUUUAUGGUCUUUAUCUUUUUUUCCAAUUGAAAACUCACUCGGAUUUAUACGCUGCAGAAUCUGAAGAAGAAGAAGACCCUAAAUUAUCUCCUUUCGUAUCGAUAUUAUUAUUGACCGUUGUGACUAUUUUUAUAUCCUUUUCUGCUGAUUGUUUAGUUGAUUCAAUCGAAGGAAUUGUUGAAUCUUCUGGAUUAAGUAGAACAUUUGUCGGUUUAAUUUUAUUGCCGAUUGUUGGCAACGCUGCUGAGGUAGUUAUCGUUACUUCGCAAAUCGCACUUUUCAUUACACCAUUCCUAGUUGUGCUUGGAUGGAUAAUAGGAGUAGACAUGUCAUUAUAUUUCCAAUCAUUUGAAACUGUCGUGUUAUUUAUUGCAGUUUUGUUAACUAGUUUCCUCAUUCAGGAUGGUGAAUCUAAUUGGCUGGAAGGUGUUUUGUUACUAGCCACAUAUAGUAUUGUAGCUUUAGCUUUCUUCUUUUACCCCAAUGAAGAUUAUAAUCCCUGAAAUGGGAUUUCGGUAAUGAAAUUAAUAUUUUUAAAUUAAAAUUUCAAACUAUAUUUACUUUAUGCUUAUUACAUGUAAUUUUAUAUUUUAACGUUAAAUAAACAUUUUAAAAAAAGUCGUGUAAAAAUU
Messenger RNA from Rhizophagus irregularis DAOM 181602=DAOM 197198, 1356 nucleotides. Lineage: Eukaryota; Fungi; Glomeromycota; Glomeromycetes; Glomerales; Glomeraceae. The record is from RefSeq and is a predicted model, not a curated record.